CUAUACUACUGAUGCAUGAGUCAGUAUGCAAAUGAAUCUCUAUUGCGUUUCAUGGCAUUUGGUAGUGUGUGAUCAUUAGUCCUGACUACUAGUUUCUAGAGUGUGAUCCUUUAAUAUUCCUCUCAUAUGGUGUCAUGAGGCAACUUUAUUUUGGAAUUAUGGAACCUGGUUUGUUAGAAACUAUGCAAGCUUGAAAUCUUUUGUUGUUGAUGUUUAUGCCCUAUGUGGAGCAGCGACGACAUACUCUCUCAUCUAUAUUAUAAAUUAAAUGUUAUAGUCAGUUUGUUUUCUAAAUUAACGGAAUUAAUUUGCUUUAUUCAAUAACUUUCAUUUCAAAAGUACAUGGAGUUUUCUUAUACAUCUUUUUAGAGAUCAUAAAUGAUCUAUGGCACUAUUGUGUAUAUUCAAUUAAUUUCUUCGGUUAGAUGCUUAUGCCUUGGGAUUUUCCCCAUAUGCUUCCAUGUUGACCUUUAGACUCUGGAAAGGGAUUUUGGAAUGGCUGCAAUCUACAGUCUUUACAUCAUCAAUAAGUCUGGUGGAUUGAUCUAUUAUAAGGAUUAUGGUUCUGCUGGAAGAAUGGAUACCAAUGACAGUUUAAGAGUGGCAAGUUUAUGGCAUUCAAUGCACGCCAUCUCUCAACAGCUGUCACCGGUUUCAGGUUGUUCAGGGAUUGAACUUUUGCAAGCUGAUACAUUCGAUCUUCAUUGCUUCCAGUCACUUACGGGGACAAAAUUUUUUGUGGUCUGUGAGCCUGGAACCCAGCACAUGGAAAGUUUGCUGAAAUUCAUAUAUGAGCUGUACACUGAUUAUGUUCUGAAGAACCCAUUCUAUGAGAUGGAGAUGCCCAUACGUUGUGAGCUCUUCGAUAUCAACUUGACACAGGCGGUACAAAAGGACCGGGUUGCAUUUUUGGGACGAUAAAUUACAACCCCCCCCCCUCCUUCUCACGUCUCUGCCAGAGAUAUGCAAAGUGCCCGCAGUCCUAUUGCAGUUGGUUGGACAAAUUUCUGAUUGUGGCAUUGAAACUAAGAAUGUUAGACCAACUUUGUCUAUAGCCUGUACUCUUUUGCAUAGCUGAGGAAAGUGCAGUGUUGAUGCUCCAGACUUCGGGAGAUACUUUUUGUUCUUGCUACAUUUGAUUUGCAAAAACAUGGAUAAUUGGCAUUA
Neltuma alba is the source of this 1167-nucleotide messenger RNA. RefSeq names its product trafficking protein particle complex subunit 4. The transcript has 4 exons. Gene Ontology annotation, biological process: endoplasmic reticulum to Golgi vesicle-mediated transport. The coding region runs from base 496 to 921 and encodes 141 amino acids. The record is from RefSeq and is a predicted model, not a curated record. Gene Ontology annotation, cellular component: TRAPP complex. NCBI's taxonomy places the organism in Eukaryota, Viridiplantae, Streptophyta, Magnoliopsida, Fabales, Fabaceae.